Messenger RNA from Candidula unifasciata, 2091 nucleotides. The record is from the annotation of a GenBank genome assembly. NCBI's taxonomy places the organism in Eukaryota, Metazoa, Mollusca, Gastropoda, Stylommatophora, Geomitridae.
GUCCACCUAUACUUCAGCAGUCUUCCUGAGGAAAGGGUUCCUUACCUGAAAAGUAUUGGUGAAAAGGCCCGCAUCCGGCAGCUGCUGCAGCAGUUGCCGCCUCACGACAACGAAGUCCGGUACUGCCACGCCUUGUCCGAGGAGGAACGCUACGAGCUGCGCAUGUUCAGUGCCCAGAGAAAGAGAGAUGCUCUUGGCCGGGGUUUCGUGCAGAUGUUGCAGCAAGAUUCCAAGUCCGUCAAGUGUUAUCAGUGUCAGCUAGACAUCUAUGCAGGAGACAUGGCUGUAUCUGCUUCUCGUAUGCUGGAGGAGACUUACUGGCACCCUCAGUGUUUCUCAUGCUUUACUUGUGGGGACUUGUUGGUCGACCUUAUCUACUUCUACCACAACCAUCAGCUGUACUGCGGCCGGCACCACGCAGAACUGUUCAAACCCAGGUGUGCUGCCUGUGAUGAGAUUAUUUUCGCUGAUGAGUGCACGGAAGCCGAGGCCAGGAGCUGGCACAUGAAGCACUUUUGCUGCCUAGAGUGUGACCGACAACUGGGAGGUCAACGGUACAUCAUGCGAGACGGGCGUCCCUAUUGCUGCUCGUGCUUCGAGAACCUGUUUGCCGAAUACUGCGACACCUGCGGGGAACACAUCGGGGUUGACCACGGGCAAAUGUCUUACGGCGGGCAGCACUGGCAUGCCUCCGAGUUUCUGCUAGGUCAGCCUUUUCUGCCGAGGCACGGGGUGAUAUACUGUUCUGCCGCGUGUAGCAGAGCGGGUUCCAGAACCACGCAGACCCCAAGGAGGCCUGAAGAUUACCUGGUAAACAUGCAGGAAGCUAGAGUUUGCUCCCCGGUUAGUCAUGUGAUGUUGGAAGGGCGGGCUGGGAUACACGAGGUUCUAAGACAACAGUACACGCUGCCUGGAAGUCUGCCGUCUUCAGAUAGAGAUCAGGGGUAUGCAACAAGUAACAACAGUGAAAAUUACGCUCCGGGUUUGUUUCAGACACGCGAUAACGAGAUUGUUGACCAGGAAGAUGAAUCAGCGUACACGAUUAACUUUGACAGUCUCAUCGAUGCGCUUCCAUUGCAGGAAGCAAAGUGCAGGAAUCGCUUAUCCCAGUUCUCAAUGCCUGAUCUUAGUCAAGAGGGACAACUACCAGCAUCAGAAGGGACUGCUGAAGACAAGAGUAACUUCCCAUCUCUGGCAAGGGACAACACCAAUAAACAAAAUUCAAGAAGAAACAUCAGUGUCCACUACGCUUCCACUAGUAUACCCCAUCACAUUUCAUCUGACAAUCCCGGUGCCGUGAUGUCCUCUUCUGGCAUGAUGAUCAACCCGAAUAAUAACCCUGAAUGGGAUCAUCACCUUAACUAUAAUCAAAUGGGUAACCCUCUUUGCAAUUGGCACCCAUUACAAAAUGGUAACCCUGUUAGGCAAAGUCCCUGUGUCAACAAACAAAAGAAAACUUCAUUGACUCAGCAUGUAUAUUCGGAAAUUGCUCAGAGUUCAAACUCAGAAACAGCUAAAUCCCACAAACCUCCAGCCUAUCCCAGAAAUGUGUCUAGCCCAGCCAAGGCAGAUCUCGGCAAGAUAACCAACACAGCUCCCCCAGUCUGCAGCCAAACGUACUCGCCAUGUAACCAAACCCACACCCGCUGCUCCAUAAGUAUCUCCCGGAGCCAAAGUUUUGAUGGCGGGCCGGGCAGUUUGAUGUUGCAGAAUCAGAACGUAUCAAAUUCUAAAGAAAGUUCUUUCUCACCUAGGAACUGUCAUCUCAAGCAGCAAACAUCAUUAGCGCAUCACGCAUCAGCUGUGGUACAUCAGACACCAUCUGGGGCACAUCACACUUCUAUACACCUCCCUUCUUCAGACAUCGUCCCGGCAGAUAAGUACGUCUAUGCAAACUCCCAAGACGACAGGUGCAGCACUUGCUCCAGCUCGAGCAGCUCUGAAGAUUUCGACUAUUACUUCUCCUCUAAAAACACGAACAAAAUAUCCUACGUGGAUGACAUGGGUAUUGGAGGCACUAUCAGAAGUUCUUCAAUAAGAAAGAAGGGACAUCGACACCGACAAAAGAAUAAACACUGCGUUUUACAAUAA